AUGAUCAGUAGGAAAGGGAUUGAGGUUGACCCAGAUAAGGUGAAGGCAAUCCAGGAGAUGCCAGCCCCGAGAACAGAAAAAGAGAUUAGAGGUUUCUUAGGAAAAUUACAGUACAUCAGUAGGUUCAUAGCUAGGCUCACAAUUACCUGUGAACCAAUUUUUAAGCUACUAAGAAAGAAUCAGCCAGUGGUGUGGAAUGAGCAAUGUCAAGAGGCGUUUGAAAAGAUAAAGCAGUACCUAAGCAAUCCACCAAUUUUGUCACCACCCAUCCCUAGCAUCCCUCUAAUCCUCUACCUAUCAGUGGAAAACAUGGCCCUAGGGACAAUGUUAGCACAAGAAGUAGAGAAUCUAGAGAGAGCCAUCUAUUACAUCAGUAAGAAACUCCUUGCUUAUGAGGAGAAUUAUUCACUAAUAGAAAGAACCUGUCUGGCUAUAGUAUGGGCAACUAAGAAGUUAAGGCACUACUUUCAGACCCAUCAAGUUAUUGUAGUAUCCCGGAUGGAUCCUUUAAAGUACCUAUUUGAAGUACCGACGCUAGUUGGAAAAUUGGCCAAAUGGUUGGUCCUACUAUAUGAAUUUGAUAUUGUGUAUGAGACUCGAAAAACCAUCAAAGGGCGUGUAGUGGCCAAAUUUCUUUCUGAAAAUCCAGUUAAUGAAGAGGAAGAAGUCGAAACAGCCUUCCCGGAUGAGAGUUUCAAGCUAGUAGAGGUCCAGCCAUGGAAAAUGUGCUUUGAUGGGGCCAUGAAUAAGAGCAGAGCCGGUAUAGGGGUAGUUUUGGAAGCACCAAAUGGAGAACAAUUGUUAAUGUCAAAAAGGCUAUGUUUCCCAGCCACUAAUAAUAUUACAAAAUAUGAGGCUUGCAUUUGUGGCCUAGAGGCAUUAAUAGCUGUUGGGGCUAAAAAAGUAGAGGUGUUCGGAAAUUCAAUGCUAGUGGUUUCCCAUGUUAAAGUGACAAUGAAGCACAUGCCUAGAGCUCAGAACCAGAUGGCUAAUGCUCUAGCCAUGCUGGCAUCCUUAUGGGAGAAGGGUGAUCAGAAUCUGACCCAGCCAAUUAUCUUGAUGAGGAGUAGAAUCCCAUGCUAUGAAGGGUUAAUAAUAGCACAUUUAGAUCUAGAAGAUGAGAUGAAAUGGUAUGAGGACAUAAGAAAAUAUUUAGAGGUAAAAGAAUACUCACAGUCAACCAAUAGUAGGGAUAGAGCUACAAUUCAUAGAUUAGCCACUCAGUUCACUUUGGCUGGGGGGCAACUCUACAAAAGGUUCUUCGAAGGACUAUUGCUCUUAUGUGUGACAAAAAAGCAGUCUGAGAAGAUAAUGGAGGAAGUACAUGCAGGAGUGUGUGGUCAUCAUAUGAACGGAGGGCAUUAG
Messenger RNA from Hevea brasiliensis (rubber tree), 1365 nucleotides. RefSeq lists its product as uncharacterized. The record is from RefSeq and is a predicted model, not a curated record. Lineage: Eukaryota; Viridiplantae; Streptophyta; Magnoliopsida; Malpighiales; Euphorbiaceae. The transcript has 2 exons. Bases 1 to 1365 code for a protein of 454 amino acids. Gene Ontology annotation, molecular function: RNA-DNA hybrid ribonuclease activity; nucleic acid binding.